Mycosarcoma maydis (corn smut) is the source of this 486-nucleotide messenger RNA. RefSeq lists its product as uncharacterized. Lineage: Eukaryota; Fungi; Basidiomycota; Ustilaginomycetes; Ustilaginales. The record is from RefSeq and is a predicted model, not a curated record. The coding region runs from base 1 to 486 and encodes 161 amino acids. The transcript is spliced from 2 exons.
AUGAAGUGCGGCCGGAAAAGGUGUCGAGAUGGAGGAAGCGAGCGGCCAAUGCAAUGGAUGAGUGGCCGCGAGACUGCGGGUGAGGGCGAAGACGACGACGAUGAUGAUGAUAAAAGUGACGGUGACGGUGACGGUGACGGUGACGAUGACGGUGACGGUGACGGUGACGGUGACGGUGACGGUGACGGUGACGAUGACGGUGACGAUGACGGUGACGGUGACGACGAGCGGACGGAGACAGCGCCGAGCGGAAGAAGCGGCCAGAAAACACGAAAGGGUAACGUGAAUGAUACUUUAAACUAUGAAAGUCUGCCGACGCCGUCCAAUGCGCCGCCGCUCGAGAACGCAAAGCCGAGAUUUGUAGAAUCCAGCAAGGGAGCCCAAGUCACAGUCACAGUCACAGUCACAGUCACAAUCACAAUCACAGUUACAGUCACAGUCUCAGUGACUGUCGCAAUGGCACAGUCACGCUUCUGCCACUCGUGA